UAACGUCUCCCCCUCCUCUCAUUGUUUCUGUCCCAGUGAAACCAGUAGAGAUGUCCCAGCAGCACCAGUAGUGACGCCGUAGUGUUUGGUGGGCGGAGCUUCAGGAUGGAGAUCCUGGUGGCGAAGCUGCUCGGCCUGCUCGGAUUGUUCGGCCUGAUGCUGGCGGGCGUGCUGGUCCCAGUGCGCCUCCUGCUGGUCGACUACGACAAAGCGAACAGAUACAGGAGAGCGCUGUCUCUCUGCAACUCGUUUGGAGGAGGCGUGUUCCUCGCUACCUGCUUCAACGCCCUGCUGCCCGCCGUCAGAGACAAGGUGUCCGACGUCUUCCAGCAGCUGAAGAUCAGCAGCGACUUCCCGCUGGCCGAGACCAUGAUGAUGCUCGGCUUCUUCCUCACCGUGUUCGUGGAGCAGACCGUCCUGACCUUCAGGAAGGAGAAACCGUCCUUCAUCGACCUGGAGACCUUCAAUGCCGGCGGCUCCGAGGCCGGGAGCGACUCCGAGUACGACACGCCCUUUAUCUCGUCAGCGCGAAGGUCAGAGGACAGGCGCCACUCUCACGGUCACCAGCACGGACACUUCAGCCCCGCGGAGCUGGCGGGGGCGGGGCCUCUGCGGCUGGCGAGCCUGGUCCUCGCUCUGUCGGCUCACUCCGUGUUCGAGGGUUUGGCGCUCGGCCUGCAGGAGGACGGCGCCAAGCUGAGCAGCCUCUUCCUGGGCGUGGCCGUGCACGAGACGCUGGCCGCCGUUGCCCUCGGAGUGAGCGUGGCUAAGGCGUCGCUCGGCAUGAAGGACGCCGCCAAGCUGGGCGUGACGGUGAGCCUGAUGAUUCCUCUGGGGAUAGUGGUGGGGAUGGGCAUCGAGUCGGCGCAGACGCUGGCGGGCAGCGUGGUGUCGGUCGUGCUGCAGGGGCUCGCCGCCGGAACCUUCCUGUUCGUCACCUUCUUUGAGAUUCUGUCCCGAGAGCUGGAGGGCAAACAGGACCGGCUGCUCAAAGUACUCUUCCUCAUCCUCGGAUACGCAGUGCUCGCCGCACUCGUCUUCAUCAAGUGGUGACACACAGGAAGUGCACACGCGCACAGCAAU
This is a messenger RNA of Labrus bergylta (ballan wrasse), 1083 nucleotides long. The record is from RefSeq and is a predicted model, not a curated record. Lineage: Eukaryota; Metazoa; Chordata; Actinopteri; Labriformes; Labridae.